GAAAAACGUUGUGCUCUUUCAGAUUGGUUCUUGGUACCCACAACUGCAGAGAGCCAGACAGUGAAAGACAGAUCAGGCUCAAGAAAAAGAAGAUCAGUCGACGACAAUGUCUUUCAAGUUGGCUGCAUGUGCAGUGGCCCUAGCAUGCCUGGUCUUGUCUGUCGAAGGAGUUAGCCUGGUCCAUGACACCACGUAUGGAGACAUAGCCCUGAUCAAGCUGACGGAACCCGCUGACCUCUCUUCGCCAAGAGUAAACACCGGCACGUACCAGACCACUUCCGACUGUCCAUCCGAGGGCCAGACCUGCAGAAUCAUCGGUUGGGGUGCGAGGAGCGAAGAACACUCGGACACGUCCGAGUUCCCCGUGGAGACGGAGGUGAACGUGAAGUCAGUGGAGGACUGUCAGGAGGCCUAUGAGCCCGUGAUGGCGGAGAUGGGGCUGCUGAACAUUGACGACACUAUGAUCUGUGCCGGGCGCUUUAGGGGCGGCCAUGACGCUUGUGACGGAGACUUCGGCAGCCCGCUGCUGUGUCGAUGUAUAAAUGACGGCCGGCUGCGGGACGUGGUGGUGGGUCUGGCCUCCACGGGGUACGGCUGUGGUAGACCAGAAUACCCAGGCAUAUACACCCGCGUUAGCUCUCACGCCUCCUGGAUCGAGGAAACCAUAGCGGACAACUGAACAGAUCUGGACCAUCCACUACCUUCUUGGGUCAUCCAGAACUCACAAGGGGCCGGUAGCUGAUUAUGCGAGGCCAGCAAAACAAAUGGGGCUAACCAAACGCAUUGAUUGUGCCAACAAAAUACAUUGAUUGGGCAAACCAAAUACAUUGGGCCAACUAUAAUAAACGUAAAAUCCCCAGCUUAUGUUCUGCUCCACAUGUCAUUUUUUGUUUAUCACAUUGACUGAAAUAAAGAUAUGUAUUUCAUCUGUAUAUUUACUUUUACAUUUUUGUGAUGCCAAAUGUUCCACAGAAAUAAAACGAAGAAUUC
This is a messenger RNA of Aplysia californica (California sea hare), 990 nucleotides long. Its product is annotated as trypsin. The record is from RefSeq and is a predicted model, not a curated record. Gene Ontology annotation, biological process: proteolysis. Gene Ontology annotation, molecular function: serine-type endopeptidase activity. Lineage: Eukaryota; Metazoa; Mollusca; Gastropoda; Aplysiida; Aplysiidae.